This is a messenger RNA of Heteronotia binoei (common prickly gecko), 1495 nucleotides long. It is a transcript of the gene CETN2, whose product is annotated as centrin 2. Gene Ontology annotation, biological process: centriole replication; nucleotide-excision repair; mitotic cell cycle. The record is from RefSeq and is a predicted model, not a curated record. Gene Ontology annotation, molecular function: calcium ion binding. The coding region runs from base 258 to 776 and encodes 172 amino acids. NCBI's taxonomy places the organism in Eukaryota, Metazoa, Chordata, Lepidosauria, Squamata, Gekkonidae. Gene Ontology annotation, cellular component: centrosome; centriole. The transcript is spliced from 5 exons.
GGAGCCAAUCGGCUCCCUCUGCAGAAACGGCCUCCGCCCAUGACGCUCUUUUUUGGUUUGAACCGGUCGUCGUCAACUGCGUUUCUCGCGCGUGGGAGUCAGUAGCCAAUGGCAACUGCGGUUGCUAUGGCUUCGGCGUGUGGCGGGCUGAGCCAAUGGGAAGGCGUUUUGUUGAGCAGGUUGCUGGUAUCUGUUGGACUGGCUGUGUUUUGCUUUCGCCUCACGACUCGGUCGGAUUGUAACGGUCCUUGAGCGGGAUGGCCUCCAGUUUCAAGAAGUCAUCGCUGGGGGCUCCCUCCCAGAGGAAGAAAAGUGCACCCAAAACUGAACUCACUGAAGAACAGAAGCAAGAAAUCCGGGAGGCCUUUGAUCUUUUUGAUACUGAUGGGACUGGAAAUAUUGAUGUGAAGGAAUUGAAGGUUGCCAUGCGAGCACUUGGGUUUGAACCCAAGAAAGAUGAGAUCAAGAAAAUGAUCUUAGACAUUGAUAAGGAAGGAACUGGGAAGAUCAGCUACAAUGACUUCUUGGGAGUGAUGACCCAGAAAAUGGCUGAAAAAGAUUCAAAAGAAGAGAUUCUAAAAGCCUUCAAAUUGUUUGAUGAUGAUGAAACAGGCAAAAUCUCUUUCAAAAACCUCAAACGUGUGGCUAAGGAACUGGGGGAAAACCUUACAGAUGAAGAGCUGCAGGAAAUGAUCGAUGAAGCUGAUCGGGAUGGUGACGGGGAGGUCAAUGAACAAGAGUUUUUGCGGAUCAUGAAGAAGACCAGCUUGUACUGAGAUCUUCGGUGUACUUUCUCUGUGUUUGUCAAGUCUCUUUCUGUUUGUAAACAAAGUUCGACCUCUCCCGGUGCCUGUUUGGAAGGGAUGAGCAGCUACCUGGAUCUCACCAGCGUUGUGAAACGUCCCUUACAGUUGACUGUUUUUUCACUCUCAUAAUAUCUGUUGACUUCUCCAUCUUGCCUCUCCUGUGCUAUCCUGUAAAAUACAUAUUUGAUAUUUGCAACAGUCAUGCGAGGUGGCCUACUGGAUUAAGCCACCUUUGAAGGCGGUUGUGCGCACAGGAGUCACACAAGGAAAUGCUUUUGCCAAUGAUAAUUCAGGCGUUCCAAGAAACAAGGCUGAUUCUUUUUAAAAACUGGUUUAUAAGGGUUGAGGCUUGCGUUGUAUGGCACUUAGUACUUGCCAAAUGAAAAGAUGUCAAAGAUCUUCCAGAUCUGCUUCUGCUCCCACCCUCCCUCAAUCAGUCGCUGCCUCUGCUACCGAAGACCUUAUUCUGUUCUGAACCUGGAGUUUAGAAGCUGAGGUUGAAACGCAGUGCCUAAGCUUUUCUUUUCAACAGUCUUUGUACUUAUUAGUCUUUGUACUUUUUCAAGAGCAUUCAAUGUGAGUGUGUCUUUAAUGUCUGAAUCUUCUGGAAGCAGCCUGUAACCACUCCCCCCCCCCCAAGAUUCCUGUAACAAUGACAUUUAUUGCAGUAAAGUUAUGCAUGUCCUUCA